AUGGCAACGCCGGCCAAAAGGUAUCGAAUUUUAAUUACGAAGAUUUGUAGAAACGAUGCAAAAACGGACUUCUUAAUGGAAUGCAGAAAAUGCAAUGUGUUCCCCAUGUCAAUAUGGAGAAUACGGUUACCGCAUGGAUGUGCCUCUCUACUGCCAAGAUUACGAGUAGUAUGCUUAAGAAAAGCCAUCCGCUCCACACGACGCAGAAGGUAUUACCUGCUAAAAAAGCUAGUAGAUCUAGAAAACGAGUUAUAUGAAUCAGGGCCACACAUAUUAGAGGAAGCUAACAACCGUGUAAUAAAACUAGCCAAUCAAAUUACAGAAAGAAUGCGGAAAAAGUAUAAGAAAAAAAUGGAAUGGAUUAAAAAGCAUCAGGAAGAUAGAGUAAGACCGCAAGUCAACACAACAAUUAUAUCCUGGGAUGGCAUCAUACCUCCAACAUAUGUUAAGGAAGCUUGCAAAUUUGGCCCUAAAUACGUCCCGCAACCCAAACUCACACACGAAAAGAUCGUGCCGGACGUUGAGCAAGCAAUAGAAGGGCUAAGUGAGAUAAAGAAGGAAAUGUUUAGAUGGGAGAUUGCUCUUAAAAUAAAGCAUAUAAAUAAGAAACGAGACAGCAAUCAAACAUGGAUGAAUAUCAAAAAAAGCAAACAAUGGCUGAAAGAUAAUAACUUAGUACUUACAAGAGCCGACAAAUCAAAGGAUGUAGUAAUCAUGAAAAGAAAUACAUAUGAUGAACUGUUGCUGAAAUACAUAAAUGAAACAAAAUGUAUUACUGCGCACCCACGUGCUUUGGAGAGACUGCAAACAAGAAUCAAGCAAUUCGCUAAAACACCACUUGCAAAAGAGCUGGGUAUGACGAAAAUAGUAGUCACCUCUCCAUCCAUGCCGAGACUCUUCGGAUUUGCUAAGACGCAUAAAAUCGGAAAAAGUAUUAGGCCAGUCGUAGAUAAAGGAGAUUCACCUACAAUAAUAUUGGAAAGAUUACUUAAAGGCUUUAUUAACACGCACUUGCCCACGCACAAUUACAGCAUAAAAAAUCCUCUAGAGCUGCUCCAUAAAUUGAAAAAUAUAAAACCACAAGAAGUAAGUUAUAUGACAGUAUUGGAUUUUAAAGCGUUAUAUCCAUCCAUUAAACUAGAGCCUUGUUUUUGCCACUUAAGAGAUUUCUUGUUAAACAAAAUCAAAAAUACAGAAAAGAAGAGAAAACAGAUACUAGAGCUGACGCAUCUAACCACAUAUUCGUCGAUAUUUAACUUCAAAGGAGUCACAUAUGCGCAGCAGAAAGGUGUAGCAAUGGGAAGCCCAAUAGCAGGUACGCUAUGUGAAAUGGUUUUAAGAACAUUAGAGAACAACAUCAUACCAAAAUAUGGAAUGCAAAUCGUAUUAUAUGCUCGGUAUGUCGACGACGUGCUUAUCAUAUGGAAAGCAAAACCAAUACUACAGCAAUUUAUAAAAGACAUCAAUGACAACAAUUUUGGCCUAGAGAUUGAGCUGGAACAAGAAAAUGAUAAAAUUAUACAUUUUCUGGAUUUAUCAUUACAAAUAGAUAAAGGGGAUAUAACUACAAAGGUGUACAGAAAGCCUACAUAUAACCCAUUAUUUAUUCCCUGGAAUUCUCACGACCCAGCAACCUAUAAACUUGCAGCUUUCAGGGCGCUCAUAGCAAGAGCGCACUCGCACUGUAGCAAAAGGCAAGAUAGAAAUGAAGAGAUGCAAUAUAUAAAAAAGCUAGCAAGGCAGUUUGGGGUUAACAUUAAGGCUAUAACCAACAAAACAAAAACAGGCAGCAACGAGCUCAAUCUAAGAAAUAAAAGGGAAGAGUAUACGAUGAUGGAGUACAGGGCGCAGUUAAACAAUAUAUACAAAAGAAUAGGAGCAGCAACAAAAAAGAAAAUAAUUUACAAAAGGAAUCCAACAGUUUACCAAAUGUUAAGAACAGACAAAGACGAGGUAGACGGAAACCUUCUUCCCGGAGUAUACAGAGUUCCAAUAACAGAUAAAAGGCGACAGAAAGAGCUGUUUUACAUUGGAGCUACAGGGAGAUCGCUCAAAGAAAGAAUGAUAGAGCACAAACGAAACAUACGAAAUGAGCAGCCAGUCACAGCGCUAGCGACAUACAUCCUAGCAGACCCUACAGAAGUUAAAGCAGAGUGGGAUAAGGCAAAGUUAAUACAAAAAAUUCACGACAAAAGGCAUCUCAAAUACGCAGAGGCGUGGCAUAUUUGUAAAAAUAGUCAAGAAGGGCAGGCAAUUAACUUUAGAGAAGCAAGUAAAAUAUCGGAAGCAUGGAGAUCGAGCUUAAUAUAG
This is a messenger RNA of Centruroides sculpturatus (bark scorpion), 2310 nucleotides long. RefSeq lists its product as uncharacterized. Bases 1 to 2310 code for a protein of 769 amino acids. The transcript has a single exon. NCBI's taxonomy places the organism in Eukaryota, Metazoa, Arthropoda, Arachnida, Scorpiones, Buthidae. The record is from RefSeq and is a predicted model, not a curated record.